AAGCUUAUUAGAGUAAGCACAUAAACCUAACUUUAAUUUGAAUUUAAUUCUAAUUUAAAAAAUAUUGCUUUUUGUUUUUAUAAAUUGAAAAUAGUGAAAAAUGGCCGACGACGCUGAGAAACUAAUGUAUUGCAAACUGGAAUCAGUGGCCAAGGAGCAAGGUUAUGCAAAUUACAAAACGAACGUUCGCGAAUUGAACACUGGCGGUGCAAACUACACCUCGCGUCUAUACUACGUUACCCUGUCCGCUCCCGGCUGCCCGGAUCUCAACCUGUUCGCUAAAAUCGCCGUUCUGAGUGAAAAGAUGAGAUCAAAGUUUCCAAUAGAGAUCUACACCAAUGAAAUACUUUAUUAUUCUCACAUUCUCAAACGCUAUCAAGAGUUUGAAGAGAAAUAUUGCAUCAAUACAAAGCACAGGCUGCGUUCUAUCAAAUGUUAUGGAUACAGCAAUGAAUAUUUGAAGGAAAGCUUAAUAUUAGAAGAUUUGACGCCCAAAGGUUUCACCACACUGGACAGGUUUAUGUGCGUCGACUGGAAGUACGCGUCACGAGCAGUAUCCGAGCUGGCGAAGUUCCACUCGCUCUCAGUCGAAUUUAGGCUCAAUUUUCCAGAGGAAUUUGAGAAAUACAAGGAAAGAUUUCCUUUAUUGUUUAAUGAACAUUUUUUGAAAGACUUUUUCGAUAAUCAUGCAUCGAAAACCUACGCUGCGAUUAAACAAGAAAAUCGUCAACGGCUUGUAGAUUUUCUUAAAGCACAAAAUUUCAACUUUUCUAAAAUAACUACACGAUGCCCCGUACUUGCACAUGGUGACUUCAGGCAUAGCAAUAUUAUGCACAAAGAAAUUGAGAAUGGUGAACUGGAGCUGAUUAUAGUUGACUAUCAAGGUUUCCAGAUAUCAAGCCCUUUAAUAGAUUUAAUGUACUUUAUAAUUCUUUCAACUGACAAAGAAUUUCGUUCACAACAUUAUCAUCAACUCCUCGAUCACUAUUACUCAGAAUUCUGCGGCUCUCUGAAAAGAUUAAACAUUGAUCCCGAUACUGUUUAUACAAAGGAUGACUUUCAGCACGAUAUAAAAUUGUUUGAACCAUACGUCGUUAUAAUGGGUACUCUCAUAUUGCCCGGUAUGUCAGCUUUCGUAGAAAACGCUCAGAAUAUGGAGAACACGGAAGAUCGCAACGUAUUCGAGAUCGAACCAUGUCAGAUAGGCUCACAAAGACUCAACGAUCUUAUCGACGAUUUCGUGAAACUCGGCGUCCUUUGAUUCGAUUAUUAAUAAAAAGUUUCGUUACCUAAUUCAAAUAAUAUAUCUUACAAAUAUAAUAUCUACUACAAUCA
Messenger RNA from Papilio xuthus (Asian swallowtail), 1335 nucleotides. RefSeq lists its product as uncharacterized. The transcript has 3 exons. The coding region runs from base 101 to 1261 and encodes 386 amino acids. The record is from RefSeq and is a predicted model, not a curated record. Lineage: Eukaryota; Metazoa; Arthropoda; Insecta; Lepidoptera; Papilionidae.